Dermacentor andersoni is the source of this 3781-nucleotide messenger RNA. RefSeq lists its product as uncharacterized. NCBI's taxonomy places the organism in Eukaryota, Metazoa, Arthropoda, Arachnida, Ixodida, Ixodidae. The record is from RefSeq and is a predicted model, not a curated record.
CAAGCACAGACGCUCGCUUCUUCACAAAGAAUCGGCGUUCUUAGCUAGGCAGUUUAGUUGCCUUUGCGCGUUACCCGAGGUUCUGACCCAGGAGUCUCCCUGUUGGGGCGGCGGUAACUGCAUUGAGGCGCUGUAGGCGUAGUUUUCGCUCGUACCAGAAGAGAGCUGCCCGUGCCGCAGUGUCAAAAAAUCUGCUCUUCGAAGCAUCGUCUUGACAGGCUGCCCAAUGCCUGCUUGCUGCGAGGGCCAGAUCGGAAGCUCGAAAGCCACCCGUCUUGCCUUGUGGUGCAUCUUGGGCACCCCCUUCUCGUGGUCCAUGGACACUGACGACAUGACGGCCUCGCCGCCUCGCCUACCUCCCGUCAGCGGAGUGCUGGUCACCGCAAACCCGGCGGUGGUGCGGCCGGUGGCCUUCCGGGCGGUGCGCUGGGGCCACGGGGCGGACGUCGACGACGGAUGCUCGAGCAGUGGUUCGGUGUUCAACUUGCACGACGAGCGGCUACUGCAGGCGCCUGAGCGCCGGCCCUCGGGUCAUCACUCGGCGCCGCUGCUGGAGAGGCAGCCGCGGUCGGCAGCCGUGAGCACGCGCACCGCCUUCCACCCAGCCCGCUGCAAGGUGCCCUUCCACCAGUCGAUGCCGCACUUCGACUGCAAGGAGGCCCGUGCGGCGUCACGUUCCUCAAGUGGCGGCGGCUCGGCCAUGCUGGACGUGCUCGACUCGGGCCACAGCUCGGCCGCCCUGCUGGCCGAAGAGGAGGCGCCCUCGCCGAGCGACUCGGGCGUGGCUGAGCUGGAAGCUCAGCUGCGCGAGAAGGACGCGGAAAUCGCGCACCUGCGCCAGACUCUGGAGCGCAACGAGCAGGCCAUCAUCCAGGUCUACGAGGAGAAGGAGCAGCUCUGGCACAGGCGCCUCGAUGACCUGCGUGACCACUACGAGCAGCAACUGCAGAGGCACGACGUGGCCGCCGCGCGGGACGAGAGUCCAGUGUGCAGUGGCGGAUUGGAGGAAGCCAGCUGCCGGCCUGGGGGCGCGCUCAAGCUGUCAUGGCUGGACACACCGCAAUUGGACAGCGAGGUGGCCGAGCUGACCACGCUCAUGGAGGAUUCGCGACUCACAGGCAAUGCCAACGACGACGUGCGCCGACUUCGGCUUGAGCUGCAUCGCUGCCGGCGCCAACUGCAGCUUGCCUUGCAGGGCUUCGAGGAGGAGCGCCAGCGCUGGCAGCACGAGCGCGCCCAGGCUGCCCAGUACCAACGCCAGCUGGAGACCAGCUACUGGCAGCUGUGCAGCCACAACCGCGAGCUGCUGCGCGCCGUGUCGCACGCCAGCCUGCCGCUUGAGCUGCUUGAUGGCUGGUACCACUCGGAGUCCAGCUGCUGAAAACCAACCGCACCCAUCUGUGAUAUCUUCGGUCCGGUGCACCUCUUUCUCCUUCCGGAGAGAGGGGGUCGCCGGGGUUGGCAUGAUUAGCUUAGCGUUUCAGAACCGGAAACUUCCAUGGGCACCACUUUGCGCAGCUUUCAUUUUUUCGACCGAGGCCAGCUAGCCCUCACAGUGAUGCAGUAAAGAAUUUUGUAGCACUUGUAUCAGUAUCAAAUAAGAGCCUUUAUACACUUAAAUUUGUACCUUUACAGUUUGUUUAUGCACACUAGUAUAAUACCCGUGUUUAUCUACAAAACAAUGAAAAGAAGUGGAUGUGCUGUCGCUGCAAAGCAUUUUUUCCCAUAGGCAAUGACAGAAUAUAGCUUAUUAUACUUGAACCGUCUGUGAAUGUGCUGCGAUUUAAUGGACCAUUGUAAACGACAGCACCAUCAUCUGGAAGAACAUUGGAAUUUUUAUGCUAAAAUGCUGCAGACAUAGUCAGCUUGAGUUUUUUUGAAGCAUAUCUAAGCGAGAUGCAGCGACAGGAAAGAUCUCAUUACCCUAAGCAGAGGGUACAGGAUUGUGAAGUGCGCAUCACAAAAUAUCUCCAUGAAUGCUUGUUUCCGGCUCUGGGGCAAUGAGCAGACGCAAUCAUGCACAGGUUUGCACCCUACCCAAAUUUGCGAGCUUUCACAGUGCAUCUUUAUCCACUUACACAGUGCUUUGAUAAAGCUGCUGUGCAACUUGUGGGUUGAGCUCUGGCCAGCACUGAUUUGUGGUGAUUCACUAACUUGUCAGUAGUUGUCAGUGUAAUGUUGCUGCUACAGCAUUUUUAAGUAGGCUGCACUGUAGUGUGUUCCCCAAAUCAAACCACCCCUUUGCCACACCUGCACUGGUGAGCCUAGAAACAAUGACCCACCUUGUUGUCAGUUGAGAGUGGUUCUAAAGCCAAGUGCAUAUUAUAACAAAGCCCAUUUACCAAACAGUAAUAUAUCAUUAUGUCCAGUGAGGUUGGUCGUGAAAUGGGGACGGUUAUAGUAAUUGGGCUUCAGUGUCUAUGGGCUAGUCUUGGUGUGCCCAUUUACACAUUGCAUAGUGUUUGAAAGAAAAGCACUCUGCAAUGAUGCCCCAUUUUCAUGUUUUCUUAUGUGCAAUUUCAUUUAUAUUUUCGUCAGCAAUGCUACAGGUAUAGCAAGCUGUGUACAUAGUUAUAUGGCUUUGUUGCCAGCCAGAUAUGUAUGUCUUGCCAAAGGUUGCAUCCACCUCUUGAAUAUGUGUUGUUACUUUGAUGUUUCAAGAAUGAUAGAUUGACCAUAGAAAGUUUCUAUGGGUAUUGUUCUAGUGUGUUUGUACUAUGUGGGCAUUUGUAUGAGAUGUGUUAGUUCCUGUGUGCUUGCUUGGUCAGCUGCAUUUUUGCUCAGUUUCCCCAGUAUUGUUCUUUUUGGGCCCAGACAUAUUUGGCUGCAAACUCACUGCCACUUUAAUAUUGCCCAUGUGAAGGAUGCAUGGGAGAAGCUGCAUGUAUUUAGCUUUGCAUUUAAGUAAUCAAUGGUAGCUGUUCAUGUGCCAAGAAGCAUUGAGAAUGUGUAUUUUGAUGACUCUUGUGUGAAACCUCUGUGUGUGCACUUUACAAGGUGUGGUGUGCAAGCAGGUAAGUAGCUGACAGUGCCCAAGUGGCCAUAUCAGAGAGCCUGAGUGGUUUGCAUGCUGAAAGGGCAAUGCUCUCCUUUCCUCAUCUUCACCAUAGCUGCCAUGGCAGUUGUGAUGUGGCUACCCUAUUCAAGGAUGGCACAUAAUUGUGAUGUAGUCAGUAGCACUGCACACAAAUUUCAUGUUGUACUCCAUACGUCAAGAUGUUUUGUAGUAUGCUGAGCUACUUGCCAACAUUUAGAGAAAGAAACAAACAUGUGGCAGGACAUUCUCUGUAAACAAGAAUACAUCUUUCAUCGCUGUAUAGUCUUUCAGAGUAUGUCCACCGAUUUCUCUUAUCGUUCAGAUAAAAACCACGGCUGUGCACAACUUUCUGAAUUUAGGUGGCUAAGACUGGCGCUAUUAUUGGCAGCUUCUGUUUGCGCAAAAUAAGAGUUUUGUUAGUAAUUACUUGUGGGAAUGGAACCUGAAUUAUGUCAAGGCAACAUCAUACAGCAAAAUUGUCACCUUGGCAUUAGCUUGUGUGCCAUUUAAAUGAGGGAUGUACAGUUGGAGUGAAUUCAGAAGGUAGUGCUACAGCAGUUACUUUCUUGAAAGCUGAAACUGUGUUUUUGCUUCCAAGUAGCACAAUCACUGUUAUGACCAUAAUAGAUACAAAAAAUUAAAAAAAAUCUGUAAAGCACUCAUAAGUAUGACACUGUGUGUACAACAUUCAAUGGAAAGUACCUGCUGCUUAAUAAAGUUGCAUAUCAUGUUUUGUCACUGUGA